Agelaius phoeniceus (red-winged blackbird) is the source of this 2777-nucleotide messenger RNA. It is a transcript of the gene TASP1, whose product is annotated as taspase 1. Lineage: Eukaryota; Metazoa; Chordata; Aves; Passeriformes; Icteridae. The record is from RefSeq and is a predicted model, not a curated record. Gene Ontology annotation, biological process: protein maturation. Gene Ontology annotation, molecular function: threonine-type endopeptidase activity. Gene Ontology annotation, cellular component: cytoplasm.
GCAACGGGCGGGCGAGCGGGCGGUCCCGGAUGGCGGCGGUGCAGGGAUGAUUUCUCUCCAGAGUUUCUUUUUGAAUGGAAGUGUGCUCCUUGCCAGUAGAAGAUGGUGAUCCCAAUGUAUGACCAUGGAGAAGGGGAUAAGUUCAGUAGAAGUGUUACCUUCCAAAUCAUCUCAGGUUACAGCUGUAAAAGUGGUGGUCAAAGAGCCCGAAACAAAGCAAACCCAAAGAGGGAAACGAGUGGGAUUUGUGCUUGUCCAUGCAGGUGCAGGUUAUCAUUCUGAAUCCAAAGCUAAAGAGUACAAGCAUGUGUGCAAAAGAGCCUGCCAGAAGGCAAUUGAAAAGCUACAGGCUGGUGCUCUUGCAACAGAUGCAGUGACUGCAGCACUUAUAGAAUUAGAGGAUUCUCCUUUUACAAAUGCAGGAUUGGGAUCUAACCUAAACCUUCUGGGUGAGAUAGAAUGUGAUGCCAGUAUAAUGGAUGGAAAGUCAUUGAAUUUUGGAGCUGUUGGAGCACUGAGUGGAAUCAAGAAUCCAGUUUCGGUUGCAAAUAGAUUGUUGUGUGAAGGGCAGAAGGGGAAACUCUCUGCUGGCAGAAUUCCACCUUGCUUUUUAGUUGGUGAAGGAGCUUACAGAUGGGCAGUUGAUCACGGGAUACCAGCAUGUCCUCCAGGUAUCAUGGCUACAAGGUUUAGUUUAGCAGCUUUUAAGAGGAACAAGAGGAAGCUGGAGUUGGCCGAAAAGGUGGAAACAGAUCUCAUUCAACUAAAGAAAAGAAGACAAUCAAAUGAAAAGGAGAAUGACUCAGGAACCUUGGAUACAGUUGGUGCAGUUGUUGUUGACCAAGAAGGAAAUGUGGCUGCUGCUGUCUCCAGUGGAGGUUUAGCACUGAAGCACCCUGGAAGAGUUGGUCAGGCAGCUCUUUAUGGUUGUGGCUGCUGGGCUGAAAAUACAGGAGCUCAUAACCCUUAUUCCACUGCUGUGAGUACUUCAGGUUGUGGAGAGCACCUUGUCAGGACCAUACUGGCCAGAGAAUGUUCAUGUGCUUUGCAAACAGAGGAUGCCCACCAAGCUCUCCUAGAGACUAUGCAAAACAAGUUUAUUGGUUCACCUUUCCUAGCCAAUGAAGAUGGUGUACUGGGAGGUGUGAUUGUUCUCCGCUCCUGCAGGUGUUCAGCAGAGCCUGAAUCCUCACAGGAAAAGCCAACUUUACUAGUGGAAUUUCUGUGGAGCCAUACAACAGAGAGCAUGUGUGUUGGAUACAUGUCUGCACAGGAUGGCAAAGCUAAGACUCACAUUUCAAGACUUCCUCCUGGAGCUGUGGCAGGACAGUCCGUGGCAAUAGAAGGAGGGGUUUGCAGGCUGGAGAGUCCAGAAAGCAGCUGAUUCUUCACUUCAUUGCAGAGAAUGUGAAUGACUCUUUGUACAAUAAGGUUUUUUUUUUGUGUUUUAACAGAUGUUGGAAAUUCUGCUUUUGUUUUAUACUCCGUAUUGCAACCAUGUGCACCACAACUUGAGACAAGUGCUGCUGUAGUUUAUGUUCUCACUCUGUGAAUGGGGGUUGUAUGCAUGUUCAUUUUGUCUCACGAAUAAAAUAGGAACACUCCCCAGUUGUGCAAAGAUCAUGUAUAAUUAAUGAUUGCAUUUUCAUUUUUCUGUGUUGAAAGAUAACCAAAAGUUAAGAAAAAAAUAAUUUAAAGAUACGGUCACAAUUGUCAUUCAUAUUCUAAAUUUAAAAGUAACAGGCCUUUGAAGUGGCUUUAUAAUUAUGCAAAAAAUUAUUAUGGUUUCUAAGUUUCUUAGUGGUUUAAAGAAAUCCAGAGGUGAUUUAAACAUAAGUUGUUUAUUUCCUCUCCAGUAAGGAGGAUUCUUUUUUUGUUCAAAGAAUGGUUUCAGUGAAACAAACUAGAGCAAAAUUAAGGCUCAAAUUGUUUUUGAAUAGUCUUAUAGGUCAUAUCUGUGUUCCCAAACCAAGAUGUUAAUAGCUCCAAGCUGUAUGUAUUGCAAAAAGCUAUAUGAAGAUAAUGUAUCGUUACGCAGUCUUUAUGUAUAAUGGAAUAUUACAGUGUAAAUAAGAAAACAAAGUUUAUGGAAAGAUUCAAUAUUAUUCUUCACUUCUGCUUUAAAUCUAUUUUUAAGAGAGGUACAGAAAUGAACAUAUUACUGGAUGGGAAGUGCAAUGUGUAUCAAGUGGCUGGUGGGAGGUCUGAUACUGAGCUUUCGUGUUGGUAAAGCAACUUCCUCGUGUCCAGCCGCAGCAUGGGUAUUUAUAACUGUGUGUAAUAUGUAUGUACUGUGCAGAAAUUUACUGUAACUCUUUUGAUACCUUGAACAGACCUGCAGUGUAAAACAAUGUAAUCCUUGUCUGCCUCCUGAAGCAUUGGCAGCUGAACUGUCAUUUGUCACCAGUUUGGCUGUGUGAGCCAGGUUGCCCAAGUCCAAAAAGCGAGUUCUGACAUGAAACCUUCCACUCAGUUCUUUUUCCUUCACAGCACUGGCAGCAAUAGAAGACUUUUGUAAUUGAUUCAUUGUCCUGAUAAGUAUGCCAAAGAGAAACUAAAAUAGUUCAUCCUUUUCCCUGGUGGAUAUUUGAUAAUUCUGUUUUCAGAAAUAGUGGAUGAAUAGAUAUUCAGACUGUAUUUGCUUAAUCAGGCAUUGUACUUGCCUGUUUUGUAAUAUUGUGCCUGCCUAUAACAGACAUACUUGACUGAUGAAAUGGUUAUAUUGAUUGUAGUACCAAUCUUUCAUGGAAAAGAAUAAAAUUUUUUUAAUGGCCUGA